UGCUGGCAGACGGCAGCGCUCGCAGAUGGAAGCAGGAGAAUGGAGGUUUGCGCGAGCACCUGGUGGCGCAGCAGACGGCGGCGCGCAGCAGACAGCAGACGGCGGCGCGCGCAGCAGACAGCAGACGACGGCGCGCACACCUGGAGUUCUCUCGCGAAUGAGUAAGUCCGGCUGCCAACUCGCUGCCAACCGAGCGCAACAACACCGUAGGGGUAGAUUAGUCCGAAGGGGAACACAACCGGCAUUAAGAUUUGAAAAACAUACGUUAACAGAGGGCGGCGGAAUAACUGUCCCUAUCUGGCGAGGAUGUGAGCUCGAGAAUACCAUACUAGCGAUGCGCGGCUGCGGAGUAACAAAGUGGCGAAGCCGCGCGACGAGAUUAUUACAAUCUCAAAUAACUCGGAUGAAACGAGGGUAAUGGCAUGGCCGUGACGGUGACGUGACGGGACGCCAAGGGAGACACGGCAGCCCAACCCAUUUCCGUCCCUGUCUCUGUCUCUCUCCGUGUGAAUGUGUGAUGUGUCGCCGUCCCGUUCCGUCCGCCCCUGCGGUGCGGGUGCUUUCUCCAGCGACAGCGACAGCGAGAGGGGAGGGGAACCAGCAAGCUCCUCCUCCUCUACCCCUCGCCUCGGCGGUGCCAACAGGCAGGCAGGCAGGUCGUCCGCGCCAGAUCUAUCUGUCCCUUCCUCUUGUAGUUGCAGGCAGACGCGCCAUGCGGAUGCGGGUGCUUCCCGCGUCCUGGUCAUCUUCCUCCGCCAAGCAUAGCAGCGGCAGCUCCGAGUCGCAGGAGCACCCUUCUUCCUCCUCUGCUACGGCCGCGGUGUACCUCAACAUCUACGACAUCUCCCCCCUCAACCACUACCUCUACUGGUUCGGACUCGGCAUCUUCCACUCCGGGAUCCAAGUCCAUGGCAUGGAGUAUGGCUUUGGAGCUCAUGAAUACCCCACCAGCGGAGUCUUCCAAGUAGAACCCAAAAGCUGCCCCGGGUUUAUCUUCAGGCGCUCUGUGUGUGUGGGUGUAACUCACAUGUCCCGUUCCCAAGUCCGCACUUCCAUAGAGGAUCUCGCCGAGGAUUAUCAUGGGGACACUUAUCAUUUGAUUCUCAAGAACUGCAAUCAUUUCACAGCAGAUGUCUGCGAGCGUUUGACCGGGAAGCCAGUACCUGGAUGGGUGAAUCGACUCGCCAGAUUAGGUUCCUUCUUCAAUUGUGUAUUGCCUGACAGCAUCAAGGUUUCAGCAGUCAGAGAUGUAAAUGCACAUCCAGAUUUUUCUGAAGGACAGACCUGGUGCAGUGGUGAGAGCCGUCUUAUUGAGUCAAUCGGGUUGCGGAUUCAAAGCAGCCUUUUUGCAUUUGCGGAAAAGGCCCUUCCCAGACCCGACUCAUGUAGGAGCCUCUGGCACUAGAUGAUGGCUUGGGGUCCAAUGCCUCGAUCCUUGAGGGAAGUGAUGACGAUGAUUUAGACCAACUCCUAAGAACACCUAACAGCGACACUGUGUCUUCAAGGGACAAGACAUUAACUCCUGGCAGGGAUAGUCUCUAAUUGUUCUCCUUUGAUAGCAAAAUAGAGGCAAGUGCUUUGAUGUUCACGUCUCAUGGUGGUAUGGGGUUGGCCUGAUCAUAUCAUCAUCUGCUGUCAAAAUUUGGUGGCGCGCUAGUCUGGGGUGAUGAAGGAUUGUUUGAUAUUGUUGCUAUUAUCAGUUGUUGAGGUUGAUAUAGCUGCCUAUAGUGUUAAUGUGAUCAUACUUUGUUGUGGUAUUAUCAUGUGGCGAAGGCCAAGUUAACCAGCAUGUCAUGGUUGUUUGUGUGCGCCGGUGUUUGUAGUGUGGCAUAUUGUCUGAGUAAGUAGAGGGUUUGGCUAGUCAUCUCACGUGACCUUUCCUUUGAAACGAUGAUGGUGUGUAUAAGUGAUUUCUUCUGUACAAAAAUUAUUGACAGAGUUUGAAAUGGUUUUCCAGAUAUAUUAUUUGUGAUCUGAACUCA
Messenger RNA from Zea mays, 1982 nucleotides. RefSeq lists its product as uncharacterized. The transcript has 5 exons. The record is from RefSeq and is a predicted model, not a curated record. Gene Ontology annotation, biological process: protein deubiquitination. Bases 518 to 1405 code for a protein of 295 amino acids. NCBI's taxonomy places the organism in Eukaryota, Viridiplantae, Streptophyta, Magnoliopsida, Poales, Poaceae. Gene Ontology annotation, molecular function: deubiquitinase activity.